CGAGCUUCAUCCAUCUGCCUCAUCCUCCACCACGCCUUGGCCCCCCGAGCCUCUUCUCAUCUUCGGCAUCCCCAUGCAUGCUGCUGUCUUGCUUCUUAGACCUUGACACUGGGCCCAGACACUGGUCGCACACGCACACAGCACUGGACGCUGCGUCGCCAUGUGCUGGUCUUUCAACUUUGGCUUUCCUGCCAACAAGAAGCCCAAGUCCUCGUCGUCGUCUGGAGAGAAGAAGAAGCAGCGCGACGCCCCGGCCAAAGGCGCCCUUCGGGGCGAUGGAAAGCCAAUCACGAGGCAAUUCUCAGAGAAGCGCAGCUCAAAAGGCUCUACCAGAACAAGAACGUCCAGAGACUCUGCCCAGUCUGCGCCGCCUUCUCCGCGCCGCGAAAAACAAAGAGACGGGCACCGUCCGCCAUCGCACCGUCAGUACGAGGAUGCCUAUCGAAGACGCGAAAACUAUCGCCCAGCUUUGAACCUACAAGUCCCACAAACAUACCAACGCACCCUUGGGCCCGACAGCGUCAAUUCAUCCCAGGAGACGUUGUUGAACCCACGACCCCACCGAAGUCAGCACCAUCGGCGGCGUCACACUACACAAUCAUCGCAAGGCACUCUGCGCGGGCGUGGAGCAAAGCGAGACCCUCCAAGGAACUCGAAAUCAAAGAAGAGUAUCCGCCCUGAGCCGUCUCAUGCGUGGUCUUUCUUUACGCCUUCUCCGCCAAGGACUCCCAAGCGCGAACAACGCAGCUACCAAACGCUCGACUCAACACCGCGCAGUCAUCGCUCGUCACGCCAUCACAAUUCCUCGACUACUUCUCAAGCGAGUCCAGAAUCUUCGCGGUCUCAGACUCGCCAUCAUCGCUCUCGUCGCCACGACCACUCCUCGUCAUCAUCCUCCCGCCAGGCUCGCCCUCGCACACCCAAUACAACUGCUCAUCGUCUACCAGACCGACGCUUUGCCGUCCUGGCCGCAACAAACCAAGCCCUUGAAGAGGUCCGCCAGGAGGCUUUUGCGCAACCGUCUCCUCCACCAAGGCGUGAGAGGCUGCGUCGUUAUGAAGGCGUCACUAUACCCUCUUCUCAAAUACCUUUCAGCUGGGAUUGCGUGAGCACGUCACAGACCUCAUCUGGACACAGUAACAAUUACGGAGAGUCGAGUCGACGACCAAGACGUUCGCGUCGUUGAUUUUCCUUGUUCACAGCAUUGUAGACUCUGCUUUUUCCAUGCAUCGUUUCUUCUGCAUUCAUAGUAGGAUACCCCCUGCACAUAUGCAUACACUGGUGUUUUGGGCGUCACAUUGCAUUGCAUUGCAUUUUCGCUUCAAAGGUUCGGCUCUUUCUUUUUUGGUUGUUUUCUUCCCUCUCUCUCUUUCGGUGCUCAGUCAAAUUUAAUAUCCCCAUUUGGACAUUACAUAAUCAC
Molecule: messenger RNA, 1420 nt
Organism: Exserohilum turcica Et28A
Lineage: Eukaryota; Fungi; Ascomycota; Dothideomycetes; Pleosporales; Pleosporaceae
Exons: 1
Coding region: 161-1186 (341 amino acids)
Source: RefSeq, a predicted model, not a curated record